Candidula unifasciata is the source of this 444-nucleotide messenger RNA. The record is from the annotation of a GenBank genome assembly. NCBI's taxonomy places the organism in Eukaryota, Metazoa, Mollusca, Gastropoda, Stylommatophora, Geomitridae.
AUGGCUAUGAAAAGAAUCUCCAAGGAGUUGAUGGACCUUCACAAAGACCCUCCUACCAACUGUUCCGCUGGACCUGUGGGGGAAGAUAUAUUCCACUGGCAGGCAACUAUCAUAGGACCAGAGGAUAGUCCAUACUCCGGUGGCUGCUUCAACCUCAACAUACACUUCCCCACAGAUUACCCUUUCAAACCACCCAAAGUGGCUUUCUCAACAAAAAUAUACCACCCUAACAUCAACAGUAAUGGGAGCAUAUGUUUGGACAUUUUGCGUGGUCAGUGGUCUCCGGCCCUCACAAUUUCUAAAGUCCUUUUGUCCAUCUGCUCUCUUUUAACGGACCCAAAUCCUGAUGAUCCGCUUGUACCAGAGAUUGCCCGCAUCUACAAGUCAGAUAUUGCCAAGUACAAUGAAACUGCACGGAACUGGACCCAGCGAUUUGCGAUGUGA